Bombus impatiens (common eastern bumble bee) is the source of this 5580-nucleotide messenger RNA. Its product is annotated as alpha/beta hydrolase domain-containing protein 17B. The record is from RefSeq and is a predicted model, not a curated record. Gene Ontology annotation, biological process: protein depalmitoylation. Lineage: Eukaryota; Metazoa; Arthropoda; Insecta; Hymenoptera; Apidae. The transcript has 3 exons. Gene Ontology annotation, molecular function: palmitoyl-(protein) hydrolase activity. The coding region runs from base 415 to 1275 and encodes 286 amino acids. Gene Ontology annotation, cellular component: plasma membrane; endosome membrane.
UUCGUUGCAUAUCGAAUCAUCUUGUUGGUUUAAAUGUUUCACCAAUAGCGAGCAAUGAAUAGAGAAGAAGAACGUAGCAAAAUAGCAGCAUGGUUUCUAUCCCUUUCUUGUACUAUCUCCUUUUACCAGAAUACAAUGGAUGUGUGCAACAUUCGGUAGGUGGGGGUAUUAUGUGAGAAAGAGAGGAAAUAGGAGGGAGAGAAAUCGUCCGCCUUACGAGCCGUCAUGGCUGAUUCAUCGUGAGAGACUCUUCUAGGAGUGUGAUAACAAAUGACAUUGUGGUUGAAUCACUAGGCGUGGAAAUUACAGUGGAUGGAGUUAUUUCUAAAUCAAAGCGGAAAUCUCGAUGCGGAGAUUCCACGAAGAAACGUGAUAAACGGCGUUUUCGCGUGCGCGUAACACCCCCGUGGAACGAUGAACGGGUUAAGUUUUAGUGAAUUGUGUUGCUUGUUUUGCUGUCCACCUUGCCCGUCCAGGAUCGCUGCGAAAUUAGCGUUUCUACCUCCUGAGCCUACUUAUGCGUUUAUUGAGGACGAAGGUUCCAAGGUUACAAUUUCUUUGUCUGAAAGAGCAGAAUGGCAAUAUACGGAAAGGGAGAAAGAGUCGGUGGAAGGUUUCUAUGCAAGAACGUCACGAGGAAAUCGAAUUGCUUGUUUGUUUGUACGCUGUUCGGCUACUGCACGUUUUACCAUACUAUAUUCCCAUGGAAAUGCAGUCGAUCUCGGACAGAUGUCUAGUUUUUAUUUGGGGCUCGGGUCUAGAAUAAAUUGUAAUAUAUUCAGUUACGAUUAUUCGGGUUAUGGAGUUUCUGGUGGCAAACCGUCGGAAAAGAAUCUUUAUGCGGACAUAGAUGCUGCGUGGCAUGCUCUUAGAACACGUUACGGUAUUAGCCCCGAAAACAUUAUCCUAUAUGGUCAAAGCAUCGGGACUGUACCCACGGUCGAUCUGGCCGCGCGAUACGAGGUUGGCGCAGUUGUUCUGCAUUCACCUCUAAUGUCGGGAAUGCGAGUUGCUUUCCCUAACACCAAAAGAACUUGGUUCUUUGACGCCUUCCCUAGUAUAGACAAAGUACCCAAGGUGACAUCUCCCGUUUUGGUAAUUCAUGGAACCGAAGAUGAUGUAAUAAAUUUUAGUCAUGGUUUGGCAAUUUAUGAGAGGUGUCCAAGAGCAGUAGAGCCAUUAUGGGUCGAGGGUGCUGGCCAUAAUGACGUAGAGUUGUACGAUCAAUACUUAGAGCGAUUGAAACAAUUUGUGAGCGUGGAACUGAUAAACUGACGGCGACUAAGCCUCUCCCAGAAUCAGGGGGGGCAGGGAGGAGGACAUACACAUGUGAGCAGUCAAGGACACACUACUUCUAAUAAUUCAAAUACUACCAGCUCUAUUUCGACAAGCUCACAGACUGAGAAGCUUGUCUAGCAAUCGCCUCCCACAGGGGAGAAGGCACCUGUCCUCCCCUGUGACGAAGAGUCAUCUUUCGUUUCUAUUGACGACGGAUUCUUCUUCCGUGAUCAACAGAUAGAUAUUAAUCAGAAAGUUCAUUAUAAAGAUUCUUUAAAGGAAACAUGUUCCGAAGAUGAUGACUCCAGUUUAGAUAGUAAUUCGAAAAGAGCUAUACAACAAGAUGAGAAGAGUAUGAAAGAAGAGGAAAUAGUAACAGAUGUUCAAGAUAACAAACACAGUAAAACGAUAUUAGGGAGUACCUCUAUUUGCCACAACUUCCGGUUGAAUCAUAUUAGUCAAGUUGCAAAAAAGCAUAUUUCUUUACCGAAAAAUUUAAAAAAUCCAUUUGGUAAAAAUCAAAAGAAUAUUGUUCACAGGACUUUGAAAAAUUCAUUUGGUCAAAGUCAUAGUAAGAAAGCUGAUACACAAUUAUCUCACACGACUUUAGUUGACAUACAGGUUGAAGACUGCCGACAAUACGCGAUCGGAGAAAAGUCACUGUCGUCAUUUUCCAAUAUUCCUAAUGAUAAUAAUAAAAGUAUUUCAGACUGUAAAAGUAUUCAAAGUCAGUUCAAAAUAGAGAGGAAAUCUCCUAUAAAUCAAUUCAAAUAUAGUAGUAUAGAAUCUGUUUUGGAUUCAGAAUGUACGAAGAAUACUAAGAAACAUUGUUGUACUAAAAUUUUAAGUAAAGACGUAAUUGUAAAAGGUAAGAGAUCCGAAGACCAUGAAUCACAAGCUCAUAAUGAAAAAUCAGCAGAAUCUACGAAAAAGUUUUCGUGGAGUAGUAAGAGUAAUAAAUUUGCAAGUAAAAGUUUCGAAAAAACAUGCAAAGAUAAAGGAAAAAGCCAAGAUUCAAUGGAAAAGAAACUGAGAGCUAAAAGAAUUCUUUCCAGCCCGUUAAGAAAAUUUGGUCGGUCGUCUUUGACAAUCGAGCCAGAUAAAAUUAUGAUAAACUUACCAAAGUGUUCUCCUUGUGCUUGUAGGUUGGCUGCAAGCUCAAAGAUUUUAUCCAAUGAUUCCAGUUUACUUUCCCGAUUCACUGCAAAUCACGAGAGUCCCCACCACGCUGUACGUUCGAAGAGUCCAUCGCAUAUAAACGUACAGAUAGACAUUAGUUCCAAGACUUCAGAAAGAACAUCAAUGCAAACUAAUUUGUUACCAAAUGUAAAACAAUUUCAAAAAUCACGGUAUACACCUCGAAGCAGAAGCGUUGGUGAGUUGUGCAACAUUGUCAACAAGUGAAGCAAUCUUGAAUUAUUCGUUUAUUAGAACGGAACUAUGGUAUUUAACAAACUGGACUUUCGACAUCAUCAGUUGAAUGCUCGGGAAAUGUUAUUCAGAAGUUGAAGCGAGAACUAUACAAAUCGAUCCUGAUAAAAUUUAACAAGCAACUUUAGAGACAAAGUGUUAACUAAAUAAUAUGAAUUCCACGUGUCUCGCCGAGUUGUCGUUCCAUUAUUCUUCCACAUAACUGUCUUUAAAGAAAUCAUAGAUUUAUACGCACGACACUUAUUCGGGCUGUAACAGUGCUAGUGAGACUGUGCACAUAAAUACAUAUGCGAUAUAUACAUAAAAAUUAUUAUAUUUCUAGAGAUAUGAGAUAAUAUAUCUGUGCAUAUUGAAUAUUCUUACUACACAUGCGUACACAUACUGAUGCAUGCGUGCGUUUGUUGUAAGUCGUUUUCGCAGCGUACGCUGUGAAACAUUGUUAUGACAAAUAUGUCAAGUAUUAUUAUCAUUAUUAUUAUUAUUAUUAUUAUUACUAUUAUUUGAUCUUUAUCAUCAUUCUCUUUAAGACUAAGGAGUCGAAUAUAGCUUACAUUGAAAUACUUUCUGCUACCACGAAUGCUAUUAUACUCGAUUCUAGCAAGUGUGUGGCACUAAAAUUCUUCGCUGAACCUAUACUCGUUAAUUUAAACAUCGAUAUAAUUUUAUAUUAUUAUUGGUUGAUCAAAAAAUCAAACAACUUUGUAAAUGCUUUUGUUGUUGAUCAUUUUAUCAUAUUCUUAUGCAUUUAAACUUAUUUCUCCGAAAGAAAAGAGAAUAAGUAACGAUUAAUAGAUUUGUUAAUGAAUGUGGGAUGUGUUUUGCAUUGCGUGUUUUUAUGACUUUUAUAAAUUAGGUUCAGCGGUAAAAAAAAUGUUACGUGAAAUCGCAUGAUUUUAUAAGUAAAUCGCUGUCACUCAGACCGGAAUAUAUGAUAGCUGUACCGAUAAUGGAAACAUUUGUUUUUGUAUUAACCCACAGCAAAGGCCUGUGCAGCGAGCAAUGGAAAUCUUCCAAGGUAGCAAAAAAUUUAGGAUAGAGACUAAAAGUUAAUGGAUAGCGUUAAGAAAAUGUGUAAGUGUAAGACGUCAUAAAAAACGUUAUGUUUUAAUGACAAUGAAUGAGAUGAUGGUCUUGCAAACAACAAUAAGAAUAAGAAUGCAACUAGAUAGGGACAAUAUUACUGCCAAACUUGAUUAUGAAUUAGUUUAUUUCUAAAGAGGUGAAUCGUUUGGAGGAUCUUGUCUAUAGGUAUGUUUCUUGUUAGUAUUUUUAUAUCUCGAUAAUGUAAAUACAGUACAAUUAAAUAAUUUUUUCUUUACUAGUGUAUGUAUAAUGUAUGCGACAACGUGAAAUGACUGUACGGAGCCAAUGGAAUGAAUCGGCGCUUGUACAUGUAUGUAUUUCUCUAGGGAUUGUUCGUUUUUAUUGUUAAUUUUGCAUUCUCGUGAACAUUUCUACCCGUCCUCGUUGUCUUUUAAACAAUAAAUUGCUAUGAAUGUCUUCAAACUACAAGUAUACACUGAAAUUAAAUGUUUGUAUAAUUGUGAUGGUAUGAACGAACGGAAAGUGAAUAUAUUUUUAUUAUCUAUUUAUGAUACAUGGCUUCUGUUGUUCGAUGGUUUCUGGCUACAUCUCCACUUAUUUGAAAGUAUCUUAUCUACAAGAGGAUAUAAGAUUGUAAAAAUUUAAUUAAAAAAAUAAAGGUCGAUCUAAUAGAUCGUUAUUGAAAGAUACGAAAUAUUUUCGUUCGUUUAAUCGUAGCUUUGAUAAUUUUAAUUAUCGUUAUUUAUAUGUGUAUUACUUUUUUUAUUUGUUUCACAUUGCUGUUGAAAAAUUUUCUACUCGAUCGUCAAAUAUUAUAUUCACUUUCCUCUAGCAUUAAUCUUUUAGAAUAGUCUAUGGUACAUAAUAGUACCGAAAUAAAAAGAGUCCGAUGUUACCCUUCCAUUGGCUUUCACGUAGCCGCUGUUAAAUUGAUCUGUAUCGCAAUUAUUACGUAACUCGUGAAAAAAAAAAAUUUAUACCGUUGUUCGACAAAUGUCCAGUUUUAUAAACGGCAGAUAUUUCAGAGAGGGAUUUUAUAGAAAACUCCGCAAAGAUAACGUAUAAUAGUAAAAUGAUCGGUGCUCGCCGAAAACUAGAACCGAUCGUUUAUAAAACUGGAUAGAAACUAACUUUUGUACAGCAUAUUUCGAAUGCAUACGCGUCCCCUCUUUCUUCUACUUUCUUUCUCGUUUCCUGUUGUGUGUUUCUCUUUUUCUCUCUUUCUCUCGCUCAUUUCUUUUACUAUUUUUUACUACCCUAUUCUGUCUCUCAAUAUGCGUCAAGCAAUCGACCGGUUUUGAACAGCACUUUCGUCUUUCAUAAUUGCAUCGUGCCGGUAAAAUGGUACUCAAUGGUCUUUGAGGGGGGCGGGGGUAUCACGCGAAUCACGGUGCGGUAUUCAUAACUGUACAUAAUAGCGUGUAAGUGAAGUAUUAGAAAUAAUACGCUCGAUGUUCUGUUCGGUCGUAACCAAUGUACUUACGGCAGAAGAUGGGUUAAAGAGAUGGGAGGGAGGAGAUAACAAUGAUAGAGAUUACGAGAUCCCCUGUACCGAUCGUUAGUGUCAUAUGUAUCACGAAGUGUAACGACUGUAACACAAAAUGAAUUAGUUGAUUAGUUGUCUGAUAAGUAAAUAACAUGUAGCUCAUUACAAAAUUAUUAUAGGACAGGAAAGAGAAGAAAGAGAAGAAAGAUGAGUAUCUCGGAUUGAAUAACAAAAUUACUGUUUUAUUUAGUGCAUAAAGACAUGAUACCAAGCGGAAUAACGUUAUUUCUUACGAAAUCGUGUAGAAUACGUAGUCUGAAAUACACUUGCUGGGCACCCGA